AUGGACACGAUUCCGCUAAGUGCGGCACGAGUGCAUAUAGGACAGAGUGUGAGCUUUAUUGCAGCAGUGCAACAGGUUUUGAUGGGCAAGCGAGUUCUUGCAGCACGUGAGAGAGUCGAGUCUUGUCAUGUUUUGCUCGUGGGUGACUCCAGUCGACAGUUUUUCAGAAUCACGUGCUGGGGAGAAGCGCCGCCUACGUUGACGAUCAAGGACUCGACUAGGAGCGCAUGUUUUAUACGUUUAUCACAUUAUGAUGCAGCGCUUCAAGUCGGGGACAUCGUGCUCUUUUCGUCUUGCCGUAUCAAAUCCUAUCGGGGUGACGUCGAGGCGCAGUUUGUUCACAACAACGACGAGACGGUCACUUCGUCGACGGUUCAGUUGUUAUUCCGGAAGGAUCGAUACUUUGACACGCAAGAGGUGUCACUCAAGAGCUUGUACCCAACGAUUGAGUGGUAUAAACAGCAUUGUCGAGAUGUUGUAAUCGAGGACGAGAACAUGGCGUCGACGGCUUCGAAGAGGAGAAAGAACAGGUCACUGAUCACAGAUCUGCGUGAGAACAUGAUGGUGUCAAUUCUUUGCAAACUCCGGUCCGCGACAGAUACAGAGUAUGCAAACGCUCGUGGAGUAACAAAGGUUGCGUCAGAAACGGAUGGUGUAUUGCUUCGUGAGCUAGUCAUGUUUGACUCAGCAGGAGACGAGAUGAAUGUAAACCUUUGGGACCAACACGCUGAUAAGCGAUUUGUCACGCGAUUACUUGAACACCGUGGUGCUAUAGAGAUCAGCAACGUUGUCGUUAGCCUCCAAGCUUUAUCAAACCAGUUGCUGGCCAACACCACACCACACACAACGUUCCGCCUUUUGGACCCAGGCGACCCAGAGUCGAUUGCAACCACAAGGGAACUCGCUUGUUUACAGAAUGUAGACACAAGUGCUUUGUCCGAAGCACGAGUCGACCCGUUAUCGUUUGCGUCCGUAAAAGAUCUGGAAAGCUCUGUGUUCGAGGCUCUGGCUAUUCUGACGACUAUCUGCGUUGAGCAAAUAUGCUUAAACCGUCCUUUUGGUACUGAAAGAGCGGUUUUGGCGCGCUUCGCUUCGCAUCUAGCGGAACAAUUUUGUACUGGAUGCGACCAAACACUACCAGAACUCCCUUGUCGAGACUACGCUGCCCAACUUCAGUAUGGGGCUUGCCCGAAUAAAUGUGAGACGUAUCCAGGUAGCACGAUUCGGACUCAACGUGAUUGGAGGUAUCGCUGCUUCACAAUGAUUCUGUGCGACUCUUGGAACGAUCGAUUGCAGGUCGAAGCAGAUGAUCGAGUAUUUGCAGAAAUUCUAGGGAACAUCGAGGCGCGAGCUUUGACCGAGGGUCCACCGUCGAGACACCAGUUCAAUACCUCGUGGGCUGCAGCCUCUCUUAUAAAUGCUCUUGUCGGUGAUGCCGAUCAAAAGUUUGACGCCACACUGGUGUGCUCCACGGACAAGGUUAGCCAAAACACUGGCAGCUAUCAGGAGUCAAGUCACGCUGAAGAUAGACUGAUUGCACGGAAGUUCAUCCUGGUGUCACUCGUACCAUGUGAUGUGUUUUCAGUGUAG
Peronospora matthiolae is the source of this 1590-nucleotide messenger RNA. The record is from the annotation of a GenBank genome assembly. NCBI's taxonomy places the organism in Eukaryota, Oomycota, Peronosporomycetes, Peronosporales, Peronosporaceae.